UAACGUCGGAGGUGAGUGACAGAAAUAUGAGAAUGUUAUUUCUUUACUUUGUUGUAGGUCUCUGUAUUUUACAAUACCAUAUGCUCGUCUCAGCUGGUAUCAUAAACAUACCGUCAAUCAGUGGUCUAUCUGUUGACUACACCCAUAGUAAGUCUGGAACUUUGUUGAGACGCUGUUCGCCCAGAAAUUGCUGUUCAAUUUACCAACAAUGUUGUCGCAACGGGAUGGUCUGUUGUGAUAAUUAUGGGAUGGUUCUUGCGGAAUUCUGCCACUGAAAUAACUAUAAUCGUAGAGGACUAUUUUAUUAAUAUCUAAAAUGAAGACCUCACAUGGACCGUAAUAGUG
Nezara viridula (southern green stink bug) is the source of this 345-nucleotide messenger RNA. The record is from the annotation of a GenBank genome assembly. NCBI's taxonomy places the organism in Eukaryota, Metazoa, Arthropoda, Insecta, Hemiptera, Pentatomidae.